AUGCAUAUUCAGAGUAAGGAGGACAUUGUCUCCCGAAUCGAUGCUGCCCGCUGGGUUUUCUCAAGCCUUUGGAAAUGCCUAUGGAUCCGACGCGACCUCUUCAUCACCACUAAGAUUCGCGUGUACCGUGCAUCUGUCCGGUCUGUCCCUCUCUAUCGUUGUGAAUGCUGGGCUUUGCGCGUGGAGGACGAGCGAAAACUGGAGGUAUUUGACCACCACCGCCUGCGGACCAUCCUUCGAGUGAAGUUCACCGACUUCGUCUCAAAUGAGACAGUCCGCGCUCGCUGCGACAACAUCGCAAGGAUAACUCAGGCCAUCCAAGAAAGACGACUGAAGUGGUUCGGGCAUGUUCUUCGUCGUCCACCUCAGGAGCUCAGUGUCACUGCCCUCGAUCCCGCACCGUUGCCCUAUUGA
Spirometra erinaceieuropaei is the source of this 414-nucleotide messenger RNA. The record is from the annotation of a GenBank genome assembly. NCBI's taxonomy places the organism in Eukaryota, Metazoa, Platyhelminthes, Cestoda, Diphyllobothriidea, Diphyllobothriidae.